AUGAUAUAAAUUUAGGAAAAUAAAUUUAAUUAAAGCUAAUUGUUCACUCAAUCAAGUGCUUGUAUCAAAGUAAAUUAUUUUAAAAAUAUUGCUUUUUAAAAAAGAAUAAACAAUAUUUUAUUCUCUUUUGUUUAUUGCUAUUCUCUGAUAAUUAUUUCUGUAGUAGGAAAUAAAUAUUUAGUAUCGCAAGAGGUUUCGAACCUGAACUAAAAAAAAAAUAAUGGAUUAGGUGAAGAAAAUAUUGUACUGAAAAAUAAAAAGAAGAUAAUGCUGAUGGUGGAUACUAAUGACCCUGAUAAGAAGAAUUUGAUUUUUAUAGAGCAAUUAGAGAUUAUAAUAAUUAAUAAUAUAGAUAUUUUAUUUGGUAUAUAUUUGUUAUUUGUACUUUACAUUUUAAAAUCUAACAUUUUAUGUAAAAUGAAUAAAAAUUGUUUUAAAAAUUCUUCCGUCUCUUAGACUGAAGGUCCAGUCAAAAAAAUUUUUUGA
Tetrahymena thermophila SB210 is the source of this 486-nucleotide messenger RNA. RefSeq names its product transmembrane protein, putative. The record is from RefSeq and is a predicted model, not a curated record. The transcript is spliced from 3 exons. NCBI's taxonomy places the organism in Eukaryota, Ciliophora, Oligohymenophorea, Hymenostomatida, Tetrahymenidae.